This is a messenger RNA of Phytophthora infestans T30-4, 1246 nucleotides long. RefSeq lists its product as uncharacterized. Lineage: Eukaryota; Oomycota; Peronosporomycetes; Peronosporales; Peronosporaceae. Bases 4 to 1176 code for a protein of 390 amino acids. Gene Ontology annotation, biological process: transcription initiation at RNA polymerase II promoter. The transcript is spliced from 8 exons. The record is from RefSeq and is a predicted model, not a curated record. Gene Ontology annotation, cellular component: transcription factor TFIIE complex.
AAAAUGUGGAGAAACUUGGCGUAUGGGUCGCAGCAGGUGGCGGAGGCUGCGCCCGCCGUUGCCCCCACCAAGUCGGUGAAGGAGACAGUGGUCUCUCAAGUGGACGCGUCGUCCGUGCCCAAAAAUGACGGCGCUAAGGUCUACAAGAUCCUCGAGUUCCUGCGGAAAGUCCCCAUGCACAAGCCUGUGUCUGUGACCGACAUAUUCAAGCACACAGGCGUCGACCUCACCAUGGACGACCAAGUGGAGCAACGACUCAAGAACAACCCAAAAGUUCGACUGCAAGGAGAUCAGUAUGCCUACCAGGCCAAAUAUGACAUCAAGAAUCGCAUGCAGUUGCUUAAAAUCCUUGAUCGAAUUCCUGAGGGGAUGCCAAUCGAAGACUUGAUCGACUGCUACGUCAACGUGGAGGACGACUUGAAGGAGUUGACACGCACAGGAGAGAUCAUUUGCUUAAAGAACGCGGAUAAGGGCGCGGAGGUGUACUAUUCGCGCGGAUCUCCCUACCUCGUGGAUCUCUCUGGUGUUGCUACGGUCGAAGCUGGCAGCUACUUGGUUCAUUCCAGCCACGACACUACCGACGAAAUCCGUCGUGGUGACGCAUUCCGCGUUGGAGACAACUGGUUCCGCGUCUCAGCUGCUGUCAAGAGCUCGAGCACAACGCGUCCUGCUCCUUUUGCUGGCAUGGCGACGAAGAGUGUUUCGUCAACACGUGACUUAAACGUGUCAAAGAAAAUCAAGUACAUGUUCAAGUUUGACAAGGAUCAUCUUCCUUUAGACGUCCCUUUCCCGGACGCCAAGAGGAGGAAUAUCGCUAGUAGCGAUCGCUGGGACCUGCUACCCAAACGAGGCCCCAAAUUUCAGAUGGUGAAGCACGGCUGCACGAAUGAUAUCCGUCAGCUGUGGCGCGACACUCUGCGGACAUGGCCUACAGAUCGUGCCGAGUUCGAGAAGAAACUGGUCCAAGCUGGCCUGACAACGCAAGCAAAGGUUGACGCAAACCGUCGCCAGAUGAAGCGCCGUCUCAAGGAGGACAAGAAGAAGAAUCGUCCUCGCAAGCAGCGCGAUAUCAAGAUUACCAACCACCAUCUUAUCGGCACGAAGCUCGGCGAGAUAUUGGCCAAGGGCAGCCAGGAGCAGUUCACACUUGGUGCUGUGAGAUUCGAGAAGAAGUAGCCACCUUAGCAAAGGGUGAAGCGCUCUUUUCUUCUGCCAGAUCAAUAAACUCUGCUUUGUACACCGUCUA